Messenger RNA from Medioppia subpectinata, 843 nucleotides. The record is from the annotation of a GenBank genome assembly. NCBI's taxonomy places the organism in Eukaryota, Metazoa, Arthropoda, Arachnida, Sarcoptiformes, Oppiidae.
AUGAAUAGGCUUCAUAACAAACCCGUUCCGAUUUCACCAUUCGUACAAAUUGCCGACAUAGAGAUAGCCGAGCAUAAUGUGACCAAGUUUAACAAANUACUCAUCGCCCAUAUCGUCAACGAUCCCAUCAAUCAUAAGAUAAGGGAAAGGGUUAUAUCGAGUCAAUACGAUUGGAUGACUAAACGAAAGAUCAAAGCUUUUUAUUUGCUUCUGGAAUCCAAUUCAUUGAAGAAUGGCGUCAAUUGUAUGGUUCAGAUUGCAGGUCUCGGUCGCAAAUUAAGACCAAACAUCUUAAUGCUCGGUCUAAUACCAAACGAUGCGAUCGAAGCUAUGAAUCAAUUUAAUGAGAAGCAAAGGCGGGGAACAAUUGAUAUCUGGCUGUUGGCCGAUGACGGAGGACUCACUUUAAUGGUUCCCUAUCUUCUCAGCCUUAAUGACAUUUGGAGUAAUUGUAGUCUAAGAAUACUUACAAUGUCUACAAACAGUGAGGAAAUAUGGGAAACCAAAGAAAAUUUAAACCAAUUGAUGUCCAAAUUGCGAAUCCCAUGCUCUGAGAUACGAGUGUUCGCUGAAUCAGAUUUAGAGUCAAACAAUCAAAGGACUCUACCGAUGCUCAACAAAGACAUACCAAUCCCUCUAUACAUGUGUUGGUUGGAAGUGUUGACGGAUUUGACGGACACAGAAACCGAUCACUUCUACCGAAUGCCGCCAUUCCUUCUGCUCAGAGGUUUCGGGCAAAGAGUGAUCACUGUUUGAGACCAAAGCAAACACUACUAUUGUAUCUCUUAAUUAACAAUAAAUAUUUAUUCAAUAAAUUAUUGAUAUAAAAAUGUCUCAAUUAAA